CUCAAACCCUAUAAAAUCUAGCUUUGUUUUCCUCCCCCUCAUUGCCCAACUCCUCUCUAAUCUGCUCUGCAAACAAGAGACUCCUCCAUUUUAUAUUUGAAGGUAGUCUUGGAAACCAGAGGUGCCCAUCAAUGGCGAAUGCACUGACAGAAGACCAGAUUGUUCAGUUCCGGGAAGCCUUUUGUCUGAUUGACAAAGACUCGGAUGGUUCAAUUACAGUGGAAGAACUGGCAACUGUGAUCCAAUCUUUGGAUGGGCAUCCAACACAAGAAGAAGUUCAGGAUAUGAUAAGUGAGGUCGAUGCUGAUGGAAAUAGAAGUAUAGACUUUGCUGAGUUCUUGAAUAUUAUGGCAAGAAAAAUGAAGGAAAAUGUUGCUGAGGAAAUAAAAGAGGCUUUCAAAGUAUUUGAUCGGGAUCAAGAUGGAUACAUAUCUGCCAUCGAGCUGAGAAAUGUGAUGAUAAAUUUGGGGGAGAGACUAACGGAUGAAGAGGCAGAACAAAUGAUCAGAGAGGCUGAUAUGGAUGGUGAUGGUCAAGUCAGCUAUGAGGAGUUUGCAAAGAUGAUGAUGACUUUCAAUUAAUCUCUCUCUCUCUCUCUCUCUCUUAUGUAUUUUAUCAUCUCUCAAAGCUUCUUCUAAAGCAAACUUUUCUUCUAGGGAAAGUGCUUCUAUUUGUAAAAUUGUGUCCUCAUUGUGAAAGCGCCCAAUUUGACAAACUAGAAGAUUAUGAGGGUUAGGUGGGAUCUCAAAAAUACAAUGGGAUUUUUCUUU
Molecule: messenger RNA, 770 nt
Organism: Vitis riparia (riverbank grape)
Lineage: Eukaryota; Viridiplantae; Streptophyta; Magnoliopsida; Vitales; Vitaceae
Product: calmodulin-like protein 8
Exons: 4
Coding region: 132-581 (149 amino acids)
Molecular function (GO): enzyme regulator activity; calcium ion binding
Source: RefSeq, a predicted model, not a curated record